Messenger RNA from Acaulospora morrowiae, 258 nucleotides. The record is from the annotation of a GenBank genome assembly. Lineage: Eukaryota; Fungi; Glomeromycota; Glomeromycetes; Diversisporales; Acaulosporaceae.
AUGGACUACAACAAACUCCUAGAAAACGGCAAUGAAUACAACGUGAUCGUCGAAGUCGGAAAGGCCCCUCUCCAGAAAUCAUAUAAAGUACACUCUGUAAUCUUAUGUUAUAGAUGCCCUCGCCUUUACGAAGAGCAAUGCAAGCAAGAAAGCAUUAUUAAGACCAUCAAAAAACCCCUUAUAACCACCGAUGUUUUUGAUGUCAUUAUCAAAUUUAUCUAUAGCGGUGUUAUUACACUAGAGAACGUUGAUCCUCCG